UUACUAGAUAAUCGAAAAUAAGAUACAAAAUCAUCUUUCAGUCCGGAAUUGUUAUAGUAGUAUGUUGAGGCUAGAUAAAAGAUAGUGAUCUGUGUAGACCAUCUGCGAAAGUAUGUUUUCACGUGAACGUUCCUAAAUUUAAACAGCAACACAUGCUGCAUGCUGCUGUAUAACCUAAAUGUGCGGUGUGUUUUUUUAUGUACAAAAUAGAAAAUAUUGCUGUAAAUUCGCAAAGUGAGAUGUUAAUUUAUUAGUGUUGAAUUCUUUGAUUAUUUACAUAUUUUUGGUGUUCAAUUAUGACGAACAAUGAUUUUCAUACGUUGGAUAAAAUUCAACAAACUAUUAAGGAUUGCACAAAGAAGCCUGAAGUUUAUUUGAGUGUUCAGGAACAGAUAUCUCAAAAAGUUAAAAAUGCUACGAAAGAUUUAUAUGACUUGGCUUUUAGAAGAAAGUCUGCCAAAAAUUUAAAAUCAGAAGCACUUCCAGAGCUUAUUGUUAAAGGCUUUGAUGUAGAACAAAUUUGGCAGCAGCUUGAACUUGAAAACAAUGAAGAAUUUGGACGACUAAGUUUAGGAAAAAUUUCCAAAACAUUAGCAAGUAAAAAAUCUUGGGUUUUACCACUGAAAGUUCAUCAGGAACAGGAUGUUGAUCAAAAGGAAUCAGAAGCAUCUGAAGCUGAAAGUGAGCAAGCAGAUGAAGUUUUAUCAGAGAAGUCAGACAAUUCUUCAAAUAAGGAUGAUAAAACCAAGCCAAAGACUGUAAAAAGUAAAAAAAGAAGACGAACUACAGAAGUUGAUGACAAAUUUUUCAAAUUGGAUGAGUUAGAUGAAUAUUUACAAAAAGAGGAUAAAAGAGAAAUGAGUGAAAAGAAGAAGAAUGAUGACAGCUCAGAUGAAGAUAAUGAAUCAAUUGAUUUAUUCAAGAAUUUCUCUGAAUCUGAUAAUGACGAUGAAGAGGAAGAUCUAGGAGAAGAUGAAAUCAAAAAUGGAAAGUCUGUUAAAUAUGCAGACUUUUUUGACAUCCCUGUAAGUGACGAUGAGGAGGAGCACAGUAAUAACAAACAGAAUGAUGAUGAUGAUGAUGAUUAUCAUGCAAUGGAUGAUGAUGGUUAUGACGACGAUGAAAGGUUCAACGAUGGAGAAAGUGAAGGUGAAGAAAGAAAAAGAAUUCAAAAAGGGCUUCAGAAGGAGAAAAAGCAAGUUAAAUUUAAUCUUUUGGAAAAUUCAGAUGAUUCUGAUUCAGCAGACAAUUCAAAAAAUAAAGAUGACAGUAAUGAAGACAGCUCUAAAACUAAAUCAAGCUUAGAAGUAAGGCAAGAAAGAUUGAAAGAAAGAAUAAAAAAAUUAGAAGAAGAAGCAAUUUCUGAAAAACCAUGGCAAUUGAAGGGAGAAGCAAGUGCCUUGAACAGACCACAAAAUUCACUUCUUGAAGAGUUUGUAGAAUUUGAUAGUGUAUCAAGACCAGCACCUAUUAUGACAGAACAGACAACUAUGAAAUUAGAAGACAUCAUCAGGAAGAGAAUCCAAGAUAAAGCUUGGGAUGAUGUUGAAAAGAAAUUCAAACCAGUUGAAACUCCUAUGGAAUAUAAAAAGAAAUUGAUAAUGAAUCAAGAAAAGAGCAAAGAGAGUCUAGCACAGAUUUAUGAAAAUGAGUAUAUAAAGCAGAGAGAGGCUUUGACCGCAGAGGAUAAAGACGAGCAAGACAAAGAAGAACCUUCAGAGCACAUUGAAAUAAGAGAAAAAAUGCACUCUCUAUUUAGGAAACUUGAUGCACUAUCCAAUUUCCAUUACACUCCUAAACCAGCAAAACCAGAAAUCAAAAUUGUCAGCAAUGUACCAGCUAUUAACAUGGAAGAAGUGGCUCCAGUUGCUACAAGCGAUGCAACGUUAUUGGCGCCAGAGGAAAUCAAAUCUAAACACAAAGGUGAACUGAUUGGCAAAUCAGAAAGAACCAAAACAGACAUGAAACGUGCUAGGCGGAAAAAGAAGCUCAAUCAACACGCGCGCGCUGUAAAUGAAAGCAAGACAUUAGUAAGCAACGUUAAGCAAAAGAAAUCAUUAAAGAACACAGUGGCGUUAGGAAAAUUAAAGGCGCGAAACGUCAUUGUGGAUGAAGAAUCUACUAAGAAGGAUGGAAGAUCUAUGAAAUCGUCGACAGCAUUCUUCGCUCAAUUACAAGAUCAAGUUGAAAGUAGUAUUAAAGCAAAGACGAGUACAAACGUUUCUAAAAAAAAUAAAAAUACAAUAUCUGCUGUUAAGUUAAAGUUAUAAUUUUUAUAUAAUUUAAUAAAGUAAAUUUUUUUACAAACAAUUGUAAAAUUUGAAUGGCUUGAUUGUAUCAUAUUUGUAAGUAUACAAUUCUCACUUUCUACUGCUUUCAAUGUUUUUUUUUGUGUAAAUAUAAAUAAAUUGAAGUACAACUGAUGUUAGAUGGAAAGUUUAUAUUCUUCUUGAAUAAUAUACACAUACUAAUACAAAGACCAUUGUCUCAAGUAUAUGUAUAAAAUGCAGACUCACUUUUAAAAUAAUACUUGAGCAAAGCUCACAAUUUUUCACACUAUACAAAAUUUGUAAAAUACUUGUUCAAUUGAUGAAUAAAUUCGUGUAAUAAUAA
Messenger RNA from Nasonia vitripennis (jewel wasp), 2613 nucleotides. RefSeq names its product U3 small nucleolar ribonucleoprotein protein MPP10. Gene Ontology annotation, cellular component: small-subunit processome; sno(s)RNA-containing ribonucleoprotein complex; nucleus. NCBI's taxonomy places the organism in Eukaryota, Metazoa, Arthropoda, Insecta, Hymenoptera, Pteromalidae. The transcript has 4 exons. Gene Ontology annotation, biological process: rRNA processing. The record is from RefSeq and is a predicted model, not a curated record. The coding region runs from base 297 to 2270 and encodes 657 amino acids.